Perkinsus marinus ATCC 50983 is the source of this 393-nucleotide messenger RNA. RefSeq lists its product as hypothetical. The coding region runs from base 1 to 393 and encodes 130 amino acids. The transcript has a single exon. Lineage: Eukaryota; Perkinsozoa; Perkinsida; Perkinsidae. The record is from RefSeq and is a predicted model, not a curated record.
AUGGUGAGCCUGCUAGCUAUCCUCGCUCUGGGUGCUGUCUGGUGCACAGGAGCCUUUCCAUCAGGCGCCUAUCACAAGAAGCUCGCGAAUGACAUUUGCAUACAAAUAGAUGCUUUGGAGGAUCUUACCAUUAGAGAAUAUGUCCUCUGUGCCCAGUCGGGGGCUGUUAUCCACCUGGGUGUUACAGGGAGCAACCCUUAUACCGUCGCACCAAGCAGUCAGAAAGAUUAUGACGACUUCUACAAGUUCUUGAUUAGCCAGUGUGGGGAUGCGCUGAAAAGUAAGGGUAUGCACGAGUUCACCUACGACCAAGCUAAUGAUACUAUAAAGACGACUUUUCAGAGCAGCCCUCAGGUUCUGCAAAGAGGGAACUGUUGGGAUAAUGGUUUCUAG